This is a messenger RNA of Porites evermanni, 5762 nucleotides long. The record is from the annotation of a GenBank genome assembly. Lineage: Eukaryota; Metazoa; Cnidaria; Anthozoa; Scleractinia; Poritidae.
CUUUAGAUCUGUUUCUCUUUCACAAUCUACUUCGAACGGUAAGUCGGGUUUCACAUUGAAACGAUGGUUCUUGUAACAUUCAGGACGUAUUUAUAAGAUUUUAACCAGGACUGGUGAGUUAACUUCUGAUUUAGAGAGCGGUUUCGCCAAGCGUCAUUGCGUAUAAAUAGGGGUUUCUAAAUAGCUACAAUAUGGAGUUUAAGUAUCCCGUAUACGGCAAACGGCAAACGUCAGAUUCAAGUUGAGAAUUUCUCAAAAUAGAAAAUGAGCCGAUAAAAACAGCUCAAAACAAUUCUUAUUUACAUGUUGAAAUAAUGAACAGUAGGGGAACCUUGGUCACACGGUACAAAUUCGCGUUUGCCGUUCGACGUAAACGUGAUGCUUAACAUCUCCAAUAUCAACUAUACGUCGAAUGUAGCUAACUUUGAGUUUCUCCUUUGGACGUUUGUCUUGUGCUUGUUAGCUGAAAAGUGGUGAACUUUACAGUGAUCCAUUUACGGCAGUGCCUGAUCCAAGCGGAAGUCGAAAUCAUAUUCGUACAUUUUGAAGUUCCAAGUCAAAUUAUUUGCUGAAAGAGCUGAUUUCGUCGAACGUAAUUUCUCAGUUUAGACAUCACAUACAUAAACAACUCGUCGACAGAAUUCAAAAUUAUCUCAUUAGCAUUAUAUCAACAGGGCUAUAAUAACUUCUGGUUCGCAGUACAUGGCAAACGGGCGGACUACACGUGUUUAAUUUGGGGACUUCAUUAUUUCUUUUUCGUUUUGACCACGUUUCUAAAUUUUAUUUCUGUAAUGACAGACUUAAGAGUUGACGGUUGAUUAAUUCAAUGUCCCGAAAUAAAGCAAUGCAAUGACAUUUUUAUUACAUGCAAACCACAAAAGACGUGCUCCCAUGCAAACUACCCUUGGGGUGAAUUUAAACAAAUGUCUUCCUACAUGCUUUGUGCAAUUUAUGCGCUUGAGCAACUGUCUGUUGUAGAAAUCAUCAUAAAGCCUCAUUAACACUUACAAAGGUUUCCUUAAAAACGUCUUCCGUUGAAGCGAAAAUAGAAAAUACGGUAAUGUGAUAUUAUACAUUUUUGUCAAAACUCUACACUCUCAAUUUCCCUGCAGUUUGUGAACCCAAAACAAAAGAUUAUCCACGGUCAGAGAGCUCCCAAAAUAGAAUCAGAACCGUUGUUUUCAUCUUUAAUUUGCAGCCCUCAAUUCAUAACACUAGAAAAAAGUUAAGACUAAAUGUAAUCCUGACUCACGCCCUCUUUCAAAGCCUGGAGUCGUCUAUAGGCAGUUUAAUUCCAAACCUGAUCGGUGAACGCGAUUAUGUGUGCGUGUGUUAUUGGCUAGGGGAAUAGAAGGAUUUUUUUGGUUGCCUCACCUGUCUAAUUAGAUUUUAUGGUUUGUUUUUCAAGGAUAUUCAGAACGGAAUAAAGAGAGCCUCUAACAAUGGCAUCAUCAACCAACGCAGAUUCAGUUGAGGAGCUUGUUGCAGAAACUCUGGAGAACUUAACUAUUAAAGAAUUUGGAGGUGAGCCAAAAACGUUAAAGGAGCUUUCAAGCCCAGAAAAGUUCUUAAACUGGCAGUUUCCGAGUUGGAAGUACAACAAUGAGACUGUAAUGAUUCCCCCUGUCUUCACUCCUUGCCAACUUGGCCUGACUGUUUCCAGAGGAGGCCAAUAUCGUCACCAAGAUGAAGUCAACAUCAUUGGAAUAAGAGGUGAGGAUCUAGUCUACAAUCGUCUGCAACAAAUUGGCCAGGCGAAUAAGCUAGGAAUGUUCGUUAUUCAUGACUUCAAGCUCGAACAUAUCAAAAAAUGGAACGAGGGAUGUAAAGGUGAAAGGCCCGAAGACCAAGUACCAAAGCCGCCCAAAUCAGCAGGGCAAAGUGAUUUUAUUGUUUUUAACCAUAAAAAGGGAGUUAUUCUGGUUGAGGUGAAAAAUAUAAGGGAAACAACUGAAGAAGGUGCUCAAAAAUGUUCCAAUCUGGAUAAGGAGAUCGAAGACGCUAGGGAAAACCAGCUGAAACGAUGCAAAGAAACAGUGGUGGCUUUUGCUAGAUCUUUUUCUGACAGUGAACAGAAGAGUGACAUAGACCCAUUUCCAGUCCGCAUGGUUAUAGCACUGCCCUCGACCAAAAAAUGUACUGUACAUGAAUGUCCAGAUGACACUUUGUUCAUAUACCAGGAAGACCUGAAAAGUCUUGAAAGCUUCUGGUGCUGGUGGAAUGACAAAAUCGAGACAGAUGAGUCAGUGGCUACCACAGUGGACAACAACAAGGCCUAUGAGCUCGCAUUGUCACGAGUCUUGGCGGUACGACAUUUGGGUCCCAUAAGCGAGAAUGAGUACACAGCUAUCACAAGUCACACUUUAAAAAACUUUAAGCACCUAGAGAAUCUGGCUGAACACUACUGGACGAUUAGAGAAACAGAACAUCCCCAUCUCUUUCGGUGGUGUCAAGACAUGUUCCAAGUUACAGAAUCGCACAGUGAGCUUUCUGGUGAAAAAGUCUUAAAAAAACAAUGUUUUGCUGCUUUAGGGAGUCUUGGCAUUCCUGAAAAGGGAAACCUUCACAAGAAUCUCAAUAGGAGUCUCUCUGAUAAAAUGUUCUUGUGGGGUGACAAGCCAACAGUUGAGGACGAAAACGUUUUCCAGUACCUCUCAGUGAAGUACAUUAUGGACAUGGCCAGCAUUGUCAGCUACAUGAACAGAGCCAAUGAGGCAUCGAAAGAAACGACCUUGACUGUACCAGACACAACUCUGAAGGACCUCAACCUGGAUAACACGGACACAAUUAACUGUCUGAAUGAACUUUCAAAGCGCUUAGCCAAACAACAAAGCAAGUUUUUAUUGGGCGAGCAUUGCACAAACCUCGAUGUAGAAUUAUACAGCAGCCUUUCUGAGGGAGACAUAAGAAUCCAGCCACUUCGUGGCAAGAGACAAUGGGCGCCGAUUUUUACUGUGGAACAGCUUGCUGUGUUUGAAGGACCAAAGAAACAACUCAUAAUCGGCGGACCGGGGAGUGGAAAAACAGAAUUAAUGAGGUCUAAAGCCUUGCUUCUCAGCCAGCAAACCAAAGGAGAACAAAGCAUUCUCUAUUUGAUUCAAUUGCCAGAAAAAGAAAAGACUGUCUUCCCAAACGCUAUGAGACAGUAUUUUAAACAAAACAAGGCAAAAAAUAUUCACGUAAAGACGAUUGAUCUCGAAGGUGAAACCCUUGAAGAGAAAAGGGCACAGAGAAGAGGACAAUGCUCCCAAAGAGGAGUACAAGAAUACGAUCAUAUCUUGAUUGAUGACCUAUGGAUCGUUCAGGAAUAUGAUCAUAUCUUUAUUGACGAACUAUGGAUUGGUUCAAAGAAACGAUACCAGAUGCAAGAGGACUCUGACGCAAGCAGCGUCAUUGAUGAGCUACGUAUUGUAAAGGAGGCACUCGAGAAGAAUGUCAACGGCUACGUUUGGAUGAGUUCUGUCUUUGACUACAAGAAACAGCUCUUUGAAGAUGAAAAAAGCGGAGAAGAGAUUGAACGGCUGCUAAAAGCCCAAAAGUUACAAGGAAAAGAAAACCCACUUUACAGAACCCUCAGCACUCCUUCCCUCUUGGAGACAUUACAAAGAAAUGGUGGAGUUGUGAGCCGGAUCAAGCACUUGCUUAGAAGCACAAACAAGAUUGUAAAACUAUUGCAGGAUUAUAGUGCCCGCUACUUCGACCGAGAUUUCCCUUACGGCACAGACAAAAUGCUCAACCACAACGUGGAAGGUCAAGACAUAAGCUGGAUCGCAGUCCAACCACAAAGACGUAGCGACACCACUUCACAAGACAGGGAAGAACUUGUCAGGCUAAUGUACAAAGAGUGCGCAAAAGUCGUUAAUAAAGCACUAGGUUCCUCUUCAAAAUUACGACCACCAUCGAUGAAAGCAAAGAAUCUGCAGCUCUUCUCUGGAGACAUAAUGGUCGUAAAUUUCGUCGCCAGAUAUGGAACAGAGAACAACCUGGGCGACGAGCUACGAAACCAGGGAGUACAAUUCCAUGAGCUGACAGCAAAAGGGGCAGUUCCUGAAGAUUAUCCAAGAUGGUCUUGCGACAAGGUAUGCCUUUUACAGUCAAAUUCAAGAUUUGAUUCUACCCUUAUUGACGGAACAGAGUGGCCUAUGGUGGUUAUACUUCACACAUCUGAAUUGCUGUUAAAGUCUCUUCGCAACUACGAUACAUUCAUAGCUAUGUUCAGAGCACAGGCAAAACUUGUCGUUUUAUCAGAUUCAUGGAGAUCUUCCGAAGAAUUCAUAAAAGUUAUAGACGAAAAGAUUAAAUGAUCAGGAAGAGGAAAAACAACCAUAACUUCGGUGCACGAUUUCUCGAGCACUGAUUGGUCGAGAGUUAAGAUAUGACGUGAAGGUGACGCAAUUUGUUUUUCUCUUCCUUCGGCGCUCGAUUUUCCGAGAAACUUCAACGGAAAUGGACGUCAAAAACUGUCAAUAUUUUUGCAAAAAACAAAUAGACAACAAUUUUUCAUGAUUUAUACUCUAGCAACUAGUGACUGGCGCGGGAGAAGCCAUGUUGUCCGAGCCAGCGCUCGACCACUAACUUAUAACUGACUAACUUAAAUACUCUUCUCAACAAUAGAAAAGUUAAUGUCCUCGAAAUGUUCAAAAAUUUGCAAUGAAGUAACCCGCCUGCGGCUCGUAGCCCAAAUUAAGUACUGAACAUUUGUCGUCAUUUAUUGCGGGCGACAAGAGGAGCUCGCAAUCCUAAUCUCCAGGUUGCUAUUACGCAUGCGUCGCACAUAUGUGGCCAGCAUUCGUUUGGACUUUCACUAAGAAUCAAUGGAAUGUACAAAACGCAAUUUGAUCACGCGCGUUUCAACCUUUUACCCCUCGUAAUUUAAUCACGCUUUUUUGACCAUCUGUCACGUGAAACUUAUGCGUUGGAGCGAAAGAAUUUGGACCUCCGAUCGUUGUAGCCCGCACUCCUUAACCGCUGGUUAUUGCUAGUAUAUUAUUAGUAUUGCAGGCGUUAAGAAUCCAAUGCAUGCGGUCGACUGCAUAUCAAAGUUUGUCUUAGAUCUCUGUUGAUCGCAAAUGUUUUUCUUCUUCUUUUCUGUUGGUGUUUAAUGAUCAUAACCCUUAUAUUUUCUGUUAGUGCUAAAGUUUUCCUUCUGUUUUUUGUUGGUCGUCAAUGUUUGGACUUUUUCAGAUCAAGCAAAUCUUACUAUUGUUUAUUGUUCGCUGUGAUUACUCCGCAACCAAGUAUGCCCAGUGUUUUGUGCCCUUUUGUCCUGCUUUAAUUGUUAAUUUGUUUCAAAAAGAAAAGUGUCUGAUCCAGGAACAGAAAACUCGUCUAAGAACGAACUUCGCUGUGAGAUUUAUUAUUACGGGUAAAAUGAAAAUUCUUUAGGCAACAAUUCUUAUCUUGUUUAAGUGGCGAUAAUAGGGAAACCAAAGUUUUAUUCGCCCAAUGGAAAUCGCCGUAACUAACUUGUAUAAUCCUAUCGACAAUACAACGUUUUUUAUGACUGCAAGCCUUUUUUAAUUAAUUAAUAUUUAUUCGUUAAUUCGUAGUGCAUUUAUUUUUUCUUUAUUUACUUUUUUAAAGACCUCCCGCAAGAAUCUUCAUUUUUGAAGGAGGUGGGUUCAUGGACAAAGAAGAAGUAAAAUAACUAAUGCCCAAGACAAGAAAUUCGGUCGUUCAAAUGUUAGAUCGCGCUAUCCACUGGAUAAAUCACUCUCCAGCAACCUUUUAAAAAGCUGAAGCCUGGUAUAUAUGUUACAGGU